Molecule: messenger RNA, 1024 nt
Organism: Boeremia exigua
Lineage: Eukaryota; Fungi; Ascomycota; Dothideomycetes; Pleosporales; Didymellaceae
Product: Isochorismatase-like protein
Exons: 2
Coding region: 297-872 (191 amino acids)
Source: RefSeq, a predicted model, not a curated record
AGUCGCUUGGCUUUUUGAGGCCUCAUGCGUACGGAAAUUGAGAUUCGCUGAAGUUAUCGCGAGACGUGAUGCUCAACGAUCAAAGUGCUGCACCACCUGCUCAGCCCGGACUUCACUAGUCCAACAGGCACGUCAUCAUCGACAGAAUGUGGGCCGAGCGGGGUAUACUCCCGGGGGCAACUCCUGGUAUUGAGCAAGGCUUUUCCACAUCCUGAUACCUUGAUUCCUAUAUUCAUACUUACCUCACGGCGCACAACUUACUAUACCAGCUCUCCAUUUCAGCAUCUCUAAUCGCAAUGGUCGCUUCAUUCCGUGACCUUCUUGGCAUUCGUCCAGGUACAGCGUCAACCUCAGACUCUGCCCUGAUCAUUAUUGAUGCUCAGAAUGAGUAUGCGCAAGGACAGCUGAAGGUCACAAACGCCGAAUCAAGCGGGAAAGCCAUCGCCAGCCUGCUCGAGAAGUACCGCGCUGCGGGCGGCAAAAUCGUGCACGUCAUGCAUCAGACACCUGAGGGUGCACCAAUCUUCACCCCCGGUACUGAGCUUGCAAACGAGUUCAGCAAUGUCGCCGCAAAGGACGGCGAAGAAAUAAUCUGGAAACAGUUUCCGGGCUCUUUCGAACAAACCUCUCUCCACGACACUUUGCAGUCAUGGGGCGUUAAGAAGGUUGCUCUGACUGGGUACAUGGCACAUGUCUGUGUCUCCACCACUGCUCGUGAGGCCAUGCAGAAGGGCUACGAGGUCAUUCUUGUGGAAGAUGCUAUUGGGGACCGCGAUAUCCCGGGAGUUGAUGGCAAGGAGCUGACCAGGGUUGCGCUGGCUGAGCUGGCAGACGUCUUCGGAACCAUCGUCCAGAGUUCAGACGUCCGAUAAAGCAAUUUAAAGAAAUAUAGAAUUCAGCGAGUGUAACAUAUACUCCCAACGCCAACGACCGAAAGAACAUCUAGCCUCUCAACGUGGCGUGUGGACGAGACUGUCGAAUUCACACUUGUAUUCUUGUAAUCAUGGCACAGAAGAAUUGAUCU